Molecule: messenger RNA, 744 nt
Organism: Tilletiaria anomala UBC 951
Lineage: Eukaryota; Fungi; Basidiomycota; Exobasidiomycetes; Georgefischeriales; Tilletiariaceae
Exons: 2
Coding region: 1-744 (247 amino acids)
Source: RefSeq, a predicted model, not a curated record
AUGUCGACGCCGACGCCAACUUCGAGCUCUGGAAGCCCCUUUGGGGCCCUAUCCACCAGCGUAGCGGCUUCCAUCGCUGGCGCCAGCCUGCCCGAUGGUGCAACGCCAGACGGCGACUUCUCCACCGGCAGUUUCAGCGAUUUGACACCAGUCGGCAGUGUGCAGUUCGUCACAGAAGUCGCUGCCAUUUCUUACGCUCAAUACAACAUCAGCGCCAUCCAGGGAGUCGGGAUCAGCAAGGCAAUCGACAGUCCUUCUCCACGUCGGCAUCAAGCGCCGGACCCUUCCAUGACGCAAGCGACGACAGCCACGUACCAGUACCAGGUCCAGUCUUUUUCCAUCGAAUCUGGCACACGCGGGAAGACAUGCUACAUCGGCUGGCAGCUCGACGACAACCUCAGUGGCAACGUGCCCAUCACCGCCGUCGAUAGUCUCUGCCAUCAUCAACAUCGCCAAGGUCGGGCCAGCGCAGGCCACCCGGGCGACCCUGACCCCGCCUUCGCUCGGGGUGGAGGAGAUCCGGGCUUUGAAACGGGCUCGCUGACCAAUUGGGGCGUCACGGGCGCAAGGAACGUGCACAGCAGCACGCACGCCGCCAAGAUGACCGUCAACGCGGGAUACGCCAACGCUGCGAUCCUCGGCCAGUCCUUCAAUGCAGCUGGCGCGGCGACGCGAUCUGCAGACCAUUCAGCCACGCCAAGCAUCGACACUGAGCAGGGACAUAUCUCUCUAGUGGAAGAUUAA